AACAUGAAUGAAGAGACGCCACUGCUGUCUGGAAGGACAGCACCUUCUGAAUCCAAGGUCAGUAACACCAGACUGUACCUGGCCGUGUUCUCGGCGGUCCUGGGAAACUUCAACUUUGGUUACUCUCUGGUCUACCCAUCUCCCGUCCUGCCCAAGUUCAAAAGCCCCGAUAUCGACCCUCGGCUCAGGAUGGACACGGUGCAGGCCGCCUGGUUUGGGUCCAUUUACUCCUUGGGCGCGGCGGGCGGUGGGCUGGGGGCUAUGCUGCUCAACGACCUGAUUGGGCGAAAGAUGAGCAUCAUGUUGUCAGCGGUGCCGUCGACCCUCGGGUACAUGCUGAUGGGAGGAGCCGUGGACUUGUGGAUGCUCCAUUUGGGUCGCUUCCUGAACGGCGUUGCCGGGGGGAUGACUGCAGCAUCCAUACCAGUGUACAUCUCAGAGAUCUCCCAUCAAAAGGUCAGAGGAGCUCUGGGCUCCUGCCCUCAGAUCACAGCUGUGUUUGGGACCCUGACACUCUACGCUCUUGGUCUGGUAGUACCGUGGCGGUGGCUGGCGGUGGCUGGGGCUGUGCCGGCUGUGUUGAUGGUUAUCUUGCUGACGUUCAUGCCCUCCUCCCCAAGGAGACUCCUCUCCCUCGGCCGAGAGCAGCACGCAGAAAAAAACCUUCGCUGGCUGAGGGGGAGUCAGUACAACACAGAAGCUGAGCUCCUAGCCAUUCAGCACAGCAUCAACACAAAGGUACGAAUCACCUGGGCUCAGCUGGCCAAUCCCAUCUAUUAUCGACCAAUCCUGAUCUCAGUGGGGAUGCGUUUCCUGCAGCAGAUGACGGGCAUCACACCCAUACUAGUCUACCUGGAGCCCAUUUUUGCCAAGAGUAACGUCUCUCUGGAGCCCAGGUUUGAUGCUGCCAUCGUGGGUGCAGUCCGACUCUUUUCUGUUGUCUUGGCGGCCAGUUUGAUGGACAAGGCAGGACGCAAAGCCCUGCUGUAUACGUCAAGCAUGCUGAUGUUUCUGUCCUCUCUGACCCUGACCAUGAUCUCCCACACCACCCCCUGCCCUCCAGGUCCAGCUCCUCAUAACCUCACCGCUCUGGACUACAGCUCGGGCAGCAUGUUGCAGACCAGUCAGCAAGCGGCUGUGAGCCUGCUCCCCAUCAUCAGCACUGUGGUGUUCAUAUUUGGUUACGCGAUGGGAUGGGGUCCCAUCACAUGGCUGCUGAUGUCAGAGGUGCUGCCGCUGGUUGCUAGGGGCGUGGCUUCAGGUCUGUGCGUCACCGUCAGCUGGUUGACGGCCUUCUUCCUCACAUACAUCUUCACUGACCUGGUGGAGAGCUACGGCCUGUACGCCCCCUACCUGAUCUUCACCAUCGUGUGCGUCUUCUGCCUGCUCUUCAACGCUGUGUGCAUCCCAGAGACUCGCAACCGCUCGCUGGAGGAAAUAGAGAACUAUUUUAGGACUGGACGCACGUUCACCAUCACCCAAAGUCAUCCCAACUUACUACCGAGCUGA
Messenger RNA from Nematolebias whitei (Rio pearlfish), 1509 nucleotides. It is a transcript of the gene slc2a6, whose product is annotated as solute carrier family 2 member 6. The coding region runs from base 4 to 1509 and encodes 501 amino acids. Gene Ontology annotation, biological process: transmembrane transport. Gene Ontology annotation, molecular function: transmembrane transporter activity. The record is from RefSeq and is a predicted model, not a curated record. Gene Ontology annotation, cellular component: membrane. The transcript has 8 exons. Lineage: Eukaryota; Metazoa; Chordata; Actinopteri; Cyprinodontiformes; Rivulidae.